AUGGGUAGUGGAAAGUUUGGGUUCAACGGUAAAAAGGACAAAGUGGAGGAUAAGACUGAGUUUAGUGUUAAGGAAAAAUGUCGUAAAUUGAAGAAGAAACUUAAGAAGACUGAUGAAACACAGAAGACUGAAAGUGUGAAGGAGAAGACGAUUUGGUGGAAUCAAUGCAGUGGACUGAGUGAAAUCGACCAGUACCUUUGGAUGGUAGGCGGUUCAGCUGGAGCCCUGGCUCUCACGGGCGUUGCAGCAGCGUCGGCCUUCUACCUCACCACACGCCCGAAGCCUGAGAAGCCACUCGUAACAUUACACGAACAGAGCUUACUGGAACCAGGUACCAAAGUUCAAGAUAUCCAAUACAAAAACACAUUUGGCACUGCGCAUCUUCGAGCGAUAUUUUUAACUCAUUGUAGCAAGAGCAACCCUGGUGCUCUCAUGUCAGUCUCUACAGCUCUGCAGCGAAAGUGA
This is a messenger RNA of Pieris macdunnoughi, 465 nucleotides long. The record is from the annotation of a GenBank genome assembly. NCBI's taxonomy places the organism in Eukaryota, Metazoa, Arthropoda, Insecta, Lepidoptera, Pieridae.